Triticum aestivum (bread wheat) is the source of this 1175-nucleotide messenger RNA. RefSeq lists its product as uncharacterized. The record is from RefSeq and is a predicted model, not a curated record. The transcript has 2 exons. Gene Ontology annotation, molecular function: double-stranded DNA binding. The coding region runs from base 113 to 1174 and encodes 353 amino acids. NCBI's taxonomy places the organism in Eukaryota, Viridiplantae, Streptophyta, Magnoliopsida, Poales, Poaceae. Gene Ontology annotation, biological process: regulation of DNA-templated transcription.
UACCAGAGCACGCAGGUCAUUUUCCUAGUCAUUCUCGCUCGCGCCACCGUUCCCCAUAUCCCCUCGCCGCCGCCGCCGCCGCCGGCGGCGUCCGCCGCGCCACCACGGCGCCAUGCUCCGGCAACGUGGCCGCGUCCUCACCCAGCUCCUCUCGUCUUCCUCCGCCUCUCCCGUGUCCCAUCUCCGCCGCCUCCUCUCCGCCGCAGCGCCCGCCAUCUCCCCAAGCAUCGGGUUCGCCGUGGAGGACUACCUCGUCCGUACCUGCGGCCUCACCCGACCACAGGCCGCCAAGGCCUCCCCCAAGCUCUCCCACCUCAAGUCUCCCGCCAAGCCCGACGCCGUGCUCGCCUUCCUCGCCGGCCUCGGCCUCUCCGCCGCCGACGUCGCCGCCGUCGUCGCCAAGGACCCGCUGCUACUCUGCGCCAAAGUGGAGAAGACCCUGGCCCCCGUCGUCGACGGGCUCACCGGCCUCGGCCUCUCGCGUCCUCAGAUCGCGCACCUCGUCUCGGUCGCCGGCGAGAAGUUCCGCUGCAGAGCCAUCAUCGACAGGCUGCACUACUACCUGGCCCUCUUCGGCUCCUCCGGGAAGCUCCUCCGGGUUCUCGACCGCAGCCCCUACAUCCUCUCCUCCAACCUCGAGAGGGUGGUCAAGCCCAACGCCGUGUUCCUGAGGGAGUGCAGGAUAGGUGCUUGUGAUAUUGCCAAGCUGUGUGUCGCUCAGCCGAGGAUGCUCACCUCCAAUGUGGAGCGCGUCCGGGCGAUGGCGGCAAGCGCCGAAGGCCUAGGUGUGCCCCGUGGCUCCAGGAUGUUCUGGCGCAUGCUGAAUGCCCUUGCGUUUCUCCGCGAGAAGGAUAUCGCCGCCAAAGUGGAGUACUUGAAGGACACUUUCAGAUGGUCCGAUGCUGAGGUGGGCAUUGCUCUUUGUAAGGCCCCGAUGGUGCUGGCGUUGUCCAAGGACCUGCUGCAGAGGAAGUCGGAGUUCCUGAUCUCUGAGGUGGGGUUGGAACCGGCAUACAUUGCUCAUCGGCCGACAUUGCCCACUUACAGCCUGGAGGGCCGACUAAGGCCCCGUCAUGCUGCGAGAGGAGGUAUUCAUGGAGAAGUUCAUAUGCCCCUACAAGGAAGCUGCACCACAACUCGCUGGGAAGUGCCGGCUAGAUUCAGAUUUACAUGAA